UUAUAUAUUUUUAUUUCGAAAAAAUAUGGCCGAGAACGUUCUGGACUCUGGCCCGCCUUCAGCCAAGAGGCCUAAACUCUCCUCUCCGGCACUUUCCGUAUUCGCCAGCGAUGGAAAUGAUUUCAGCUCACUGUUUGACUUGGAGCAUGAUCUCCCAGACGAGCUCAUCAGCUCUAAUGAACCGGGCCUGGUCAAUGGUGGGGACCUCAACCAGCUGCACACCACCCUGGGAGGAGGAGCUGCAGGGCUGGGGCCCGGAGGAGGCAGUGGAGGGGCAGGUGGAAUGGGUCUUGGGCUUGGCCCUGGAGGGGGUCCUGGGGGUGUUGGCGGAGGCCAGGAUGCAGUGGCCAAGCACAAACAGCUGUCCGAGCUUUUGCGCUCAGGGGCACCCACCUCAACCCAACAAGGGCACCAAGGAGCCAUGGGCAGCCCAGGAGGCCCCAAUGCCAUGGGGCAACACUUGGCAAACAUGAAAGCAUCCCCUGGCCAGGGAUCUCAGCAAAUGAUGGGCCAGGGGCAGCAGCAGCACCUCUCCCCUCAACAGCAAGCCAGCAUGAUGCAGCAGCAACAGAAUGCUGCAGCUGGAAUGAUGGAUGGCAUGAACAGGGCCAUGAUGGGAGCACAGCAGAAAGGCAAUAAUGGACAGCAGCAGCCAGGAAUGAUUGGGAACCAGGUGAUGAAUGGCUCCCCCAGGAUGGGCUUUGGGAAUCAGGGGAUGGGUGGCAACAGCCACCUGUUGGCUGAGACCCAACAGCAGGGAGCUGGGGGCCAGGCCGGGAUGAGGGGCCAGCAGCCUGGAGCAUUGAACAAGAUGGGGAUGAUGGGGAACCCAGGAGGCCCUUUUGGAGGUCCGUAUGCAGGGCAGGGGAAUCAAGGUCUGGGAGGCGCAGGGCUGGGCCCUCAGCUCCAGAACAAAGGUCCCAUGGCCAACAGCCUGGCCCAGUUCAGUGUGGACAAGAAGAACCAGCCAAUGCAAGGAAUGGCUGCUAUGGGCUCCCAGCAAUCACAGUCAGGCGUCGGCGUCCCCUCUGGUGCACCUGUGGGAGGGGCCCCAGGGAUGGUGCCCAACACUCAGGCAGGUCUAGUGGGUCCUGGAACACAGGUUUCUGCAGCAUCUGCUGCAGCUGGUGCACCACCCACAGCUGACCCUGAGAAGCGCAAGCUAAUCCAGCAGCAACUGGUACUCCUGCUUCAUGCACACAAGUGCCAACGGAGAGAACAGGCCAACGGUGAAGUCCGACAGUGUAACCUGCCCCACUGCCGCACUAUGAAGAACGUUCUCAACCACAUGACUCACUGCCAGGCUGGCAAGUCCUGUCAGGUUGCUCACUGUGCAUCAUCAAGGCAGAUCAUCUCUCAUUGGAAGAACUGCACACGACAUGACUGUCCUGUCUGUUUGCCACUGAAGAAUGCUGGGGACAAGAGGAACCCGCAGUGUGAGUCCCUACUUGGUGGGGCCGGUGCAGGUUUGGGCAGCUCUCUUGGGGCCGUACCUGGUGGCCAACCCAGUGCUCCCAACCUCAACCCGCCGAGCCAGAUUGACCCCAGCUCCAUAGAAAGAGCUUAUGCAGCUCUGGGCCUCACUUACCAGGGCAACCAGAUCCAAGCUCAGACUGCCCAGCCCAGUAUGCCCAACCAAGGCAUGCAAGGCCAGGCUGGCAUGAGACCUUUGAAUCCAAUGGGUGCAAAUCCUAUGGGAGUCAAUGGAGGUGUGGGAGCUCCACCUCAGAACCAACAAGCCAACCUGCUACAGGAUACCAUGAUGCACCUGAAUGUGAACAACCAAGGUCUGAUGAAUGAUGCUGGUGGGGUCGGCUCCUUGCCCACAGCAGCCCCUCCCUCUGCCACAGGCAUGAGGAAAAGCUGGCAUGAGGACAUCACGCAGGACCUACGAAACCACUUGGUACACAAACUUGUUCAGGCCAUUUUUCCAACUCCAGAUCCUGCUGCCCUCAAGGACCGUCGAAUGGAGAACCUGGUGGCCUAUGCCAGAAAAGUUGAGGGAGACAUGUAUGAGUCAGCCAACAGUAGAGCUGAGUACUAUCACCUGCUAGCAGAGAAGAUCUAUAAGAUUCAGAAGGAGCUGGAGGAGAAGAGGAGGACACGGCUCCAGAAGCAGGGUCUGGGCCUCGGGCCUGCCAGCAUGGGUCAGCCUCCCACUGGACUGCCUCCAAACGGUCCCCUCCCUGACUCAUCUAUGGUGCGACCAGCUGGACCAAAUCAGAUAGUCAACAGGAUGCAAGGCCCAGGUAUGAAUCAGUUCAAUCAGAUAGGGAUGCAGUCUAUGGGCCAGAGGUCUACGCCUCCUCUCCCCAUGGGAGCAUCUGGCAACCAGAUGGGAAUGGUUGGAUCCAGGAUGGGACAGCCCAAUGUCAAUCAGAUACAGAGCCAGUAUCUGUCCCAGGGACAAUUUCCUGGCUCAGGACCAGGUGUUGGUACAGCUCAGCCUGGGAUGACCCAGCCCGGAGUACAGACAGGCAUGGCGCAGACGCAGAUUGGCACUCCUCCUUCUCUUCCAGUUGCUAGUCCUCUAGCGCAACCAGGUUCAGCUGGCGGUCCCAGUGGUGUUUCUACAGUGGGGCCAAUGGGUCCCCAAAGCGUGGGUGGCGGAGGUCCCAACUCAGCUGUUGGAGCCCCGCCUUCCUCAAUGACUCCAUCUAACACGAACCAGCAACCCAACUCCAUCCCCCAUUUGGGAGCCAUGCGUGGCAGCUCGCCCUCCCCUGCUCACAGCCGAUCCCCUACCCCUCACCAAACACCCCCCAGACUAGCUGGGUCCCAGACCCCUCAGCCACACACCCCUAAUGCACCACAGCUGGCUCCACCUCAAGCCCCCCAGCAAAACCAGCUUGGCCAGGGCCCAGGCUCUAACAAGUCCCUCCAACAGCAGCAUAUAGGGUCAGCUGGUUCGACCACUCCAUCUCACCCUGGACUGGCCUCCAGCUCAACGCCGCAUGGUGCUCAGCUGCCGCGCACUCCGUUGUCCCAAAAGGGUUCAUUCCCAGCAGACAGUCAGGCCCUGACUCCAGCCUCUGUCAGCAGCCUGGACACUUCCUCCCAGCAGCCACAGUCGGACACCUCAGCCGCCAACCUUGACCCCAAGAUGGAGGUCAAGCAGCAGGAUGAGGAGGAGGAGAGUGACGCCGGCAGCUGCUCCAAAGGAGGGAAGCUGAGCAACCUCAAAACGGAGGAAAAGCCUGUGAAAUCAGAGCUGAAAAGAGAGGACUGUUCUGGAGAAGGGGGUAAAGGUGUUCCCAUGGAUACAUCAACAACAGUGCUGGCAUCCAGUGUCAAGACGGAAGACAGGAAACCGGAGGUGAAGAAGGAGGUGAAAGAGGAAGAGGAGACAUCAGAGGCAUCUGUACCACAGGCCCCAGUGAAAAAGAAGAUCUUCAAGCCAGAGGAGCUUCGUCAGGCCCUGAUGCCUACUCUCGAAUCUCUCUACAGACAAGAUCCAGAGUCUCUGCCCUUCAGAAUGCCUGUUGACCCACAACUGCUGUGCAUACCUGACUACUUUGACAUUGUGAAGAACCCCAUGGACUUAUCAACUAUCAAGCGAAAGCUGGACACUGGUCAGUACCAGGAUCCCUGGCAGUACGUGGAUGACAUUUGGCUGAUGUUCAACAACGCGUGGCUGUACAACCGCAAAACAUCCCGAGUGUACAAAUACUGUUCCAAGCUGGCUGAGGUUUUUGAGCAGGAGAUUGACCCUGUCAUGCAGAGCCUUGGCUACUGUUGUGGCAGGAAGUUGGAGUUCUCUCCUCAGACACUGUGCUGCUAUGGAAAGCAGCUAUGCACUAUUCCCCGAGACGCUGCUUACUUCAGCUACCAGAACAGUUCACCAAAAUUUGGGCUUCUUGCUGACAGGUACCACUUCUGUGAGAAGUGUUUCAACGAGAUCCAGGGGGAGACUGUUUCCCUGGGUGACGAUCCCACCCAGCCACAGGCAUCGAUAAACAAGGAUCAGUUUGAGAAGAAGAAGAAUGACACACUGGACCCUGAACUGCUUGUUGAAUGUAUGGACUGUGGGCGCAGGAUGCACCAGAUUUGUGUCCUGCACAAUGACACAAUCUGGCCAUUGGGUUUUGUGUGUGAUGGCUGCUUAAAAAAGACAAAUAAGACAAGGAAAGAGAACAAGUAUUCUGCCAAAAGGUUGCCCCAGACAAAGUUGGGCAGUUUCCUGGAGACAAGGGUGAAUGACUUCUUGAAGCGUCAGAGCCACCCAGAGUCUGGAGAAGUCUUCAUUCGUGUCGUCCAUGUCUCUGAUAAAGUGGUGGAGGUUAAACCAGGCAUGAAGUCCAGAUUUGUGGACAGUGGAGAGAUGUCAGAGUCUUUCCCAUACAGGACAAAAGCCCUUUUUGCAUUUGAGGACAUUGACGGAGCAGAUGUCUGCUUCUUUGGUAUGCAUGUACAAGAGUACGGAUCUGACUGCCCUCAGCCCAACCAGAGGCGAGUAUAUAUCUCCUACCUGGACAGUGUACACUUCUUCCGGCCUCGCUCUCUUAGAACAGCAGUUUACCAUGAAAUCCUCAUCGGGUACUUGGAAUAUGUGAAGAAGUUGGGCUACACCACUGGCCACAUCUGGGCAUGCCCACCUAGUGAAGGGGAUGACUACAUCUUCCACUGUCACCCUGCAGAUCAGAAGAUUCCAAAGCCCAAACGCCUUCAGGAAUGGUACAAGAAGAUGUUAGACAAAGCUGUGGCAGAGCGGAUAGUGCACGACUACAAGGAUAUCUUCAAGCAGGCAACAGAGGAUCGUUUGACCAGUGCCAAGGAAUUGCCUUACUUUGAGGGUGACUUUUGGCCCAAUGUACUGGAGGAGAGCAUCAAAGAGCUGGAGCAGGAGGAGGAGGAGAGGAAAAGAGAGGAGAACAGCACUUCCAAUGAGAGUAUUGACGAUACAAAAGGUGACAGUAAGAAUGCGAAGAAGAAGAACAACAAGAAGACAAGUAAGAACAAGAGCAGCCUGAGCCGAGCCAAUAAGAAGAAGCCAGGGAUGCCCAAUGUCUCCAAUGACCUUUCACAGAAACUCUAUGCCACUAUGGAAAAACACAAAGAGGUGUUCUUUGUGAUCAGGCUGAUCGCAGGCCCCAUGGCAAAUGCCUUGCCCCCUAUUGCAGACCCGGAUCCCCUGAUGGCAUGUGACCUCAUGGAUGGCCGUGAUGCUUUCCUGACAUUGGCUCGGGAUAAACACCUGGAGUUCAGCUCGCUGAGGAGGUCGAAAUGGAGCUCCAUGUGCAUGUUGGUGGAGUUGCAUAACCAAAGCCAGGAUCGCUUUGUCUACACUUGUAAUGAGUGCAAGCACCACGUGGAGACCCGUUUCCACUGUACCGUCUGUGAGGAUUACGACCUCUGCAUCACAUGUUACAACACUAAGGGCCAUGAGCACAAGAUGGAGAAAUUAGGCCUCGGUUUGGAUGAUGAGAGCAGCAACCAGGCUGCCGCUACCACUCAGAGCCCUGGAGACUCUCGUCGCCUGAGCAUCCAGCGCUGCAUCCAGUCCCUCGUCCAUGCCUGCCAGUGUCGAAACGCAAACUGCUCUCUGCCGUCCUGCCAGAAGAUGAAACGUGUUGUUCAGCACACAAAAGGCUGCAAAAGAAAAACAAACGGUGGCUGCCCCAUCUGUAAGCAGCUUAUCGCGCUGUGUUGCUAUCACGCUAAGCACUGUCAGGAGAACAAAUGCCCAGUCCCGUUCUGCCUAAACAUCAAGCAGAAGCUCCGCCAGCAGCAGUUGCAGCACAGGCUCCAGCAAGCGCAGAUGCUAAGGAGGAGGAUGGCCAGCAUGCAGAGAGUGGGCCAGCCGACUCCUGGAGGAGCUCCUGGGGGCAAUGGCCUGCCUUCUCCAGGAGCCAACAAUGGAGCAACUGGUCCUGGUACCCCUACAUCUGUGGGCACGCAGCCUCCCACCCCACAGACACCCACCCAGGGGAACAUGUCUGUACUUACUCAGCAGCAGGGAGUUGGGAUGGGAGGAAUGGGAACCCCAGGCCAGCAACAGCAGGUUCAACAGCAAGGUGGUGCCAUGCCCCCUCAACACCAUCUUCAUCAGUUUCAGCCAGUGGGUGGAGGAGGUGGAGGGGGGAUGAUGAACUCUCCUCAGCAGCAGAUGGUGCCUCAGCUUCAGCAGCAGCCUCCCAGUGUACAGCAACUCCAGCAGCAGCAGCAGCAUCCUGGUGGGUUGCCUCCAUACAACCCCAGACCACCUGGAGCCUCUCCUCUCCACCAGUCUCUGGGGAAACCUGGACUAGGUCCAGCCACCCCACCGCAGCAACAACCCAACCAGGUCCAGGGGUCAAUGCCUGUGCAAGGCCAACAGCAAGGUCCCCCUUUGGCUGCUGUAGAGACAGCCUUAAAAAUCCAGCGCCUAGCAGAGACCCAGAGACAGAUGGCCCAGGCCCAAGCACAGAUCCGUGGCUUGGGACAGGGGGGCAUGAUACCCCCACAUCCUCACCACCAGAACGCCCAGGCCCAGAUGGGCAUGCCCCAUAUUGGGGCCCAGGGCAUGCCCCCCCAGGCUCAGGGAGUUGUUGGCAGGACUAUGUUAGACCCACAGCAACAGGGAAUGCUAGCAGGGAUGCAGCAAGGUGGCCCUCAGUCGCAGUUGCCCCCUCAAGUUCAGCAGCAGCUCCAGCAAGUCCAGCAGGCAGGUGGUGGACAACUUCAGCCAACAAACCAGCAGUGGGGUGCUGGGGGACCAGCCAUGAACCCUCAACAACGGCCUGGCAUGAUGGGUCACAUGGCAUCGCAGCAGCAGCCAGCAGCUGCUCAGCAACAGCAGCCGAUGAAUCAGCAGCAACCUCAACCAGUAAACCGGGGGAUGAUGCAGGUAAUAGCAGGGGCACCGAAUCCAAUAACAGGUGCAGCAGGAUCAGGAAACCUACCCCAGGGAGCACUACAAGACCUCCUGCGAACUCUGCGUUCCCCAAGCUCACCCCAUCAACAGCAGCAAGUCCUCAACAUCCUUCGUUCCCACCCAACCCUUAUGGCUGCUUUUAUCAGACAAAGAACAGCCAGGUAUCAGGGUAAUCAGGGUGGUGCUGGAGGAGCAGGAGGGCCUCCACAAGGGGGCCCUGGAGGUGUGAGGUUCCAAGGGGCUGCUGGAGGACUGCCUGGUGUAGGAGGGCCUGGGGCUAACCAGCUUGCUAGUAUGGAUGGACAACAGCAGGUUAAUGUGAACCAGGCAGGCCAGCCAGGGAUGAACAUGGUUCAGGGUGGAGCAGGGGGAGGGAAUAUGCCCACCAUGGCUCAGCUUCAGCAGCUGCAACAGCAGCAACAACAGCGCCCAAUGUUGCCUGGGAAUCUACAGCAACAGCAAAUGGCUGCAUUGCAACAGCAGCAACAGGGAGCAAUGCAAGCAGGGCAACAAGGCAACAUGACCAACAUGACUACACAGUUCAGAGAAAUGUAUAUGAGAAGACACCUGCAGCAGCAGCAACAGCAGCAGCAGAUGGGAAACCACGGGCAGUUCCAGCAUCCUCAAGGACUCCAGCAGCAGCAGCAAGGCCAGCAAGGCUUCAUACAGCCUGGCCAGGGACAACCAGGAAUACCCUCCUCUUCCCAACCCCAGCCAGGGGGUGGGGGAGUAGGGGGUCCCCAGCAGCAGCAGCAAGGAGGACCACAGGGUGGGCCAGGACAGCCAGGCCAGCAGCAGGGCUACCCCAGCUCCAUGUCACAAGUAGCUGCAGUGCUCCAGCAAAGGAUCCAGCUGCAGAUGCAGCAGCAGCAACAGCAGCAGCAGCAACAGCAGCAGCAGCAGCAGCAGCAGCAGCAGCAGCAGCAGCAGCAGCAGCAGCAGCAACAGCAGCAACAGCAGCAGCAAAAUUCAAUGGGUGGGCUUCAAGGACAAGAUGGAGGGCCUGGUGGAGGUGCCGGGGGACCAGGAGGACCUCCGCUUCAGGCUGGACAAGUGGGACCGGGGCAGGGACAACAACAGCAAGGUGGAGUUAGCGGAGGGGGUGGUGGGCCCCCACUGCCGCAAACGUCCCAAGGCAUGCUUCACCAAAACAUCCACCAGAGGCUCCUGCAGCAGCAGCACCUUGGUGGGGGCUCUCCAGCUCAGCACAGCAGUCCCAUGAGCCCCCAGCAGCAAAUGGCUCAGUCCCCCCACCAUCUCCAAGGACAAGGAGGACAUGGUCCCGCAGGUUCGCUCAGUAGUCAGGUCAGGUCACCUCAGCCCUCACCAAGACCGCAGUCGCAGCCCCCGCACUCCAGCCCGUCCCCACGCAUGCAGCCCUCCUCCCAACCUCAGCCCCAGCCCUCACCUCAUCGCAUCUCUCCGCAGACCCAGACUGGCUCACCCCACCCAGGCCACUUAAACCAACAUCACCCCAGCAUGGCGCCGCCCCAACCUCCACAACCCCAGCAGCAAGUGUUGUCUCAGCAGCAGCCAGGUGGUUCUGUAGAUCCUGGUCAGUUCAGCUCAGACCAGAACUCCAUCAUGUCCCAGUUGAGUGGGAUGACAGGGAUGCACGGUGGACAGGGGGGACAGUCGGACAUGUUGGGUGGGAAUAAUAACAACAGCACCAACAACAACCAGGAGCUGGGAACGAACAUAAACCACAACAGUUUAGACCUUAUGUAGCCUUGACUCCAUAUUGUCUUUCUGUCUUGAUGCUCUGACGAGUUGCCCCAAACGACAAACUGCCAUGAAAGGAGAGCGAGGCGGGACUACGGCUUUGUGGUUUUAGAAGUUUUUAUUUUUUAUUUAAAUAUUUUUGUGAUGUAUAAAUAAGAACUGAAGCUUCCUUCCUAUGGGAGAUGCAACAUAAAUCUUAGAAGUCAAUAAAUGAAUAAAUUAAAACAAUGGUAAGUUAUUGCUGUUAAUAUAUACCUAUAUAUUUUUGCCAAUUGUGUACAAAAAGGUGGAAGGGCAGUGUUUCAGGUUGAAGAUAUUUCUUCCUUAAGUCUAUGACAAUAUUUUUGGGGACUGAGAAUUUUGCCUUUUUAUGAAUAUUUUUAAGAUUUUAAAUGUGGCUAAAAAUUAAAGUGAGUUGACACGAUGUACCUUUUUUUUAUUAUUUUGUUUUCCUCCUCAACUACCCAGUCAUGAUUGUAUCUAUUUUGCAGAGAGUAAGUAUAUUUUAUUUCUGAAUAAUUUUUUUUUUUCCCUCAGUGGAUCAUAAAACAAGCAACAACAUAUCUUCCGUUACAGUCUUCUUUCAGAGCAAUGUACAUUUUACAACUGCAACAAUUCACAUACAAAGAAUUAACUUUAUUUGAUGGGUGGGUGGAGGGGUGCGUUAAAUGCAGUUUGAAUUUGACAGCUUUCUUUUUUUCUUUUUCUUUUUUUUUUUUUUUUUUUUCUGCCAGGGUCUGUAGGUUUGCAAAAACCUUAAACCUUAACAGUGUUUUGGAGAGCUGGUGACACUGACAGUGGCUUUGGUCAUAUUUUUCUGCAAACAGUGGCCAGAUCUGCAGAGCAGACAGAGAUCUUUUUACCCAUGGGCCACCUCUCCACCCUCCAUCUUCAGUCCUCCUAUGAAUGUGCACACCUCCCUUACCCUGACCCCAACCCAAAAAAAUGGAGGGAUGAACUGUUGAUGCCUGAUCGUCUAGCUGGAGGCGUAUUGUACCUCUGUUUUUGGCUGGCCAAUGUUAAAUAGGUUGUGCGUGUACAUAUAUUAAAACCUUGUUUAUGAACUGUGACAUGGAGAAGAGGUCGAUAAAGUUGUGUUUUUGGGCUGCAGACGUGUGAGAAAAUCCUGCCUGUAUCCUCAACCCCGAAAAUUUCCCUUUCAGUAGUCUUUUCUGUCUUUCCCCUUUUGUUCCUUAUCCUCAUGACUGCCUCUCAGCCACAAGGUUUGAUUCAAUGUUAGUACUGUACAAAGUAAGAAAUGGUGGACUUAGAUACUGUUUUUUUGUAAUGAAAGUGAAAGGUGUAAAAAAAACAAAACAAAAAAAAACAACAAAAAAAAAACAACCUGUACAUACUUUAAAACCUUAUGAGCAGAUAAGUUAUUUUCUGCUGCUUUGUUUCCCCUCUCGUUUUGAUUGGAUAUUUGCUGUAUCUGUAAAAAAACAAACAAAAAAAACAAACAAAAAAAUAUCUACAAAAGUACUCCUGAGCUACUGUACAGUAUUGAGAUUUUUUCUAAAAGGUACAGUAUGGGGUGUAGUAGGUCACAAGCACCAAUGCGCCUUUUUCUGUGUAUUUUUGACAAGGUUUGGGGAGGGUGGGGUUAUUGCAACAAGUCACACACCUGAACAAUCUCAAAACUUAAGACGUGAAACCUGCACCAAGAGCCGAGUCAGGGGUUGAUUAGGGGUGUGAUCUGAAUGAGUUUAAAUUUGGUCAUUUAGCUUUUUAUUGAGAGGACUGAAGACACAAUAUUCACAUGCUCACUAUUUUUCUCAAAAGUUUGGGCUUGCCGGGUAUGGGGAGGGAAUGCAUCAGAACCAGGUGGCAAUAUAUCUUGAGACUUAUUUUAUAAGAAAAAACAAGGAAAAACUGUCUUUUAUAUAUAGAUAUAUUAUUUAAUUUUAUUUUUUGGAAAUAAAACUUGAAGCUACAGGAAUUAUUAGAUAAAACAUGUUUUGUUUUGUAUUAAAGAUGUUAUGGUGAUGCAAAAAGACACUGCAGACAGUCAUUCAGUUUGCCCCGGGGAGGCCGUGGAGUAUAUUAUACCAUCCUUUUGAAGAAAUGUUUCAUGUACAUGAAUAUAGUUGUAAACAUACUGAAUCACUGUACAAACUGAUGGCAACUGAACAAAUAGUUUUGUUUUUAUCAUUUCUUUUCCUAAAAAGAGACUGGAAAUAAGACUAUUUAAAUAUUUGUUUAGUAUUCAAAUGGAAUCUUUGACCACUUUUUCGUUCCUUUUGUUAACAAUUUUGGUGCUUGCUGAGAGAAAGCAAAAAUAACUGUUGCUCCAUUUUCAUUAGUUUCUUUUUUUAAGUUAUUUUGGUGGUCUGAUUGUUUUUUGCCAAUAAAUUAAU
Molecule: messenger RNA, 10932 nt
Organism: Xiphias gladius (swordfish)
Lineage: Eukaryota; Metazoa; Chordata; Actinopteri; Istiophoriformes; Xiphiidae
Product: histone acetyltransferase p300-like
Exons: 31
Coding region: 26-8581 (2851 amino acids)
Biological process (GO): positive regulation of transcription by RNA polymerase II
Cellular component (GO): nucleus; transcription regulator complex; histone acetyltransferase complex
Molecular function (GO): histone acetyltransferase activity; transcription coactivator activity; protein binding
Source: RefSeq, a predicted model, not a curated record